Molecule: messenger RNA, 1744 nt
Organism: Rubroshorea leprosula
Lineage: Eukaryota; Viridiplantae; Streptophyta; Magnoliopsida; Malvales; Dipterocarpaceae
Source: the annotation of a GenBank genome assembly
AAUGCGCGCAAACCAUUUUAAGGAUCUCUCCACCCUCCGCUUUUUCAAUCUUCAGCUCUCCGAUUCCGCCAUGGAAGCUUCUGCUAAGCUCCUUAAACCCUCCUAUCUCGUCGGCCCCAGGAUUGCAUCACCGUCGCUGACAUUCACGACGGCGACCCAUUCUGUCACAUUCUCUCGCAGUCAACGCAAGGGUGUCGUUUUUAGACCCAGGUCUUCCCUCUUUCGCUUCCGCUCUUCUUUAUCGCCGAUUUCUCCCAGUCCCAAACCUUUUGGAUCUCUUUCAGUCUCCUCUUCCGUACCCUUUAACUCCCAAGUUUAUUUCAACUCGUUCCUUCGGUCCAACCCCAACGAGGCCGGCUUUGUUUGGAACCGAGCGCCGGAGAGCGUCGUCGAUGGAGGGAGCCGGGUGGACCUCGUCGGGGACAAGGGACCUGUGGUUACCGUGGUUCUAUUGGGGUGGCUCGGGUCCAAAAGGAAGUACCUCAAAAGGUACGUGGAGUGGUACAAUUCCCGAGGCAUCCACGCCGUUACUUUCGUCGUCCAAGUGACGGAUAUGCUGUCGUUCGAUUUGGGAACCAGGCUGGAGCAGCGGAUCUCUGCAUUUGGAUCGGAGUUGGGCUCGUGGGUAUUGGAGAAGGAGGAGGAUGGUAGAGAACGGUGCUUGGUCUUCCACCCUUUUAGUAACGCUGGCUGGCUAACGUGUGGCGCAAUUCUUGAUAGUUUUCAGGGAAGAGAUGACAUAAAGGAGAAGAUAAGAGGGAUUAUUAUUGAUUCGGGAGGAGGGGGCGUUUUGAAUCCUAAGGUUUGGGCAGCUGGAUUUGCUAUUGCUAUUUUAAAGAAACGCAACUCUUCGAUAAAUGGAAUAGAAAGUGAAGCUACUGCAUUAAAAUUGCAAGAAAAUGAACCGUCAAAGUUUGAAGCCAUGCUGCUAGCUGCAUUGGAGAAGCUCUGGUCAUGCUUUAUGCCUGAAAUUGAGAGGAGGGUAAGAAAAUAUGUUGAUGCUUUCUUAGAGCACCCGCCUCCUUGUCCCCAACUUUACCUUUAUAGCACAGCCGAUAAGGUCGUUCCAUCUGAGACAAUUGAGCUGUGUAUGGAGAAGCAGAGAAUGAAUGGGAUAAAGGUGUUUUCAUAUGACUUUGGCACAUCUCCCCAUGUGGAUCACUACCGGACUUUUCCCGACAUUUAUUCAUCACAGCUCCAUAAUUUUUUGAAAGAGUGCUUUGCCAUUGUUAAGCAGAAGUAAUCCCUGCAAAUGCAGGUAAUUUGUGUGCAGAUCAAUUGAAUGCUUUACUUGCUACUUGCUAGUGCAGCUCAAUUGAAUGCUUUGAUUGCUACUUGCUAGUGCAGCUCAAUUGAAUGCUUUGAUUUCUACUUGCUAGUGCAGAGGCAUUGCUAAUAAGCCCCCUAGGGCAAUGCACUAGGGUUGGUGCCUUUUUAGUUAAAAUGCUGAUUUAUGUUGUAAAGUUCAUAUAUGAUGAUAUCAUAUUUGAAUUUCUUCUUCUCUAUAAGCUUUGAACUCUGGAGUCCAUACGUUAGGUAAUUUACGAGAAGUUAGCUCCUUAUAAUUUCUUCUAUAGAUUGAAUCUUGAUAAAUGAGGUGAGGAGCAAACUCAAUCUCAAUCAAGUCAAGUUCAUGGAGUACGGUUGAACUGGUAUAUAGACAGCUAUUUUCUACCAAGAAUUCAAGUGGAUGUGUCCUUUAAUCUCCCAUAUGCUGUGCUGAUAAUAACUUUGAAACUGAUUC